Molecule: messenger RNA, 1092 nt
Organism: Nicotiana attenuata
Lineage: Eukaryota; Viridiplantae; Streptophyta; Magnoliopsida; Solanales; Solanaceae
Exons: 1
Coding region: 1-1092 (363 amino acids)
Source: RefSeq, a predicted model, not a curated record
AUGAACACUGCCCAGGACUCGUCAGAAGUGGUCAGGAAACAGGCUCAGUUGCACUUGCGUAUGUGGUGGAAUGAUCUAGAUGAAGAUGGUCAGAAGUGGGUGAAAAAGCAAUUGGGUGCCCUUAUAAACAUUUUGGAAAUCAAACCACGGGAAGAUCUAAUCAAGGCUUUGGUAACUUUCUGGGACCCUGUCCACGAUGUUUUUCGUUUCUCGGACUUUGAGAUCACCCCUACUUUGGAGGAAAUGGCCGGGUACAUUGAGUUUGGUUGGGAUUUAAGGAAGCAACAACUUAUAUUUCCGAGGACUCCUUCGGUGCACAAGUUCUUUGACCUCCUGAAUAUCAGUAAACAGAUGAAGAAGGCCCAUGUAAGCAAAGGUUGUUGUUCUUUCCAUUUCUUGUACUUCAGGUUCGGGCACUCAGCCGGGUUCGAAAUGCAUGAAAAGAGUUUGAGCAACAAACAAAAUAAGGGCCUUUGGCAAAUUCAUCGCCAGUUCACUUUUAUUGUGGCGUUUUUAGGGAUCAUGGUUUUUUCAAAUGAGGAAGGGACAGUGGAUACUCGUAUGGUCAGAAUUGCACAAAUCUUCACUACCAAGGAAGAUCAUACACUUGUCCCGUUAGUGUUGGCAGAUAUUUAUCGAGCAUUGACAUUAUGCAAAGCUGGGGAUCAAUUCUUUGAAGGUUGCAAUAUCCUUCUUCAAAUGUGGUUGAUCGAGCAUCUUCACCAUCACCCCAAAUUCAUGAGCUAUGGUUCGAGCCCGGAUAACUUCAUUACAAGUUACGAGGAAAAGGUAAAGGACUACAACGUGCCAGAAGGGUUUGAAGCCUUGGUCUCCCUCUUGAAAGCUUUCAAAGAAAGUCAGGUCGAGUGGACAAUAGGAUGGCUCCCGAUGACAGAAGCCAUAUACAUGACGGCUACCAAGGGUUACCUGAGAUUGAUGGGUGUGAGAAGUAUCCGGCCAUAUGCACCGCAGAGGGUUUUGAGGCAGUUAGGAAGAUAUCAGAUUGUGCCCGAAGAUGAAGAUCUAACCACCCAAGUCAUUGAGCUACAUCCAGGAGCUGCAUUGCCCGAGGCUUUAGUUCAGCGGGAAUAG